UACCAGGAUGGAGACAUUGUGAUCAGUGCUUUCUUACCGCUAUAUACCUAUCAAACCUCCCCACAUACUGAAGGGUCAGAAAACACGGACAUUUCUGAAUGGAUCAGUCUCAGCAACUACCAAUUUGUGAUGGCCUUGACUUUUGCCAUUGAAGAGAUCAACAGAAAUUUCCUUUUUUUACCUAAUGUAUCUCUGGGAUACAAUAUCUACACUGCAGGGCCAACUCAAAGGGAUACAGUACAUAAUCUCCUCAUGUGGCUCAUGGGGCAGAGCAAAUACCUCACAAACUACACCUGCAGAAGAAAAGAAAACUCUGUGGCUGCAAUCACAGGAAGAACAGGGGAAAUUUCUUCCCUAAUUGCCACAUUUUUGGGACUUGAUAAAUAUCCACAGCUGACAUUUGGUCCUUAUGAACCAAAUAUGGAAGACCCUGUGAAGUUUCCUUCUCUGUAUCAGAUGGCCACCAAAGACUCUUCUCUGGCUUCAGGCAUGGUCUCAUUGUUUGUCAAUUUCAGAUGGAAUUGGGUGGGCCUGGUCAUAUCCGAUGAUGAGAAAGCUGUUAAUUUUGUCUCAGACUUGAUACCACAGAUGGAAAGAAACAGAGUCUGUGUAGCCUUCACGCAAUUGAUACCAGUCACCCUUAUGUUCUACAUGAGCUAUGAUUAUGUUGCCAAUAGCCCAAUUGUGAAGAAUUCAGCAAAAGUUAUUAUCAUUUAUGGUGACACUGAUUCUUCUUUAGGUGUGCUCUUUAGAAGAUGGGAUGUUAUACUUCCAUGGAGAAUCUGGGUGACUACUUCACAAUGGGAAGUCUUUACUUCUAUGAGACAUUUCUUUCUUGACUCAUUCCAUGGGACUCUCAUCUUUUCAAAAAAACAUGGUGAGAUUCCUACUUUUAAAGAAUUUGAAAAGACAGUCACCCCUUCUAAAUUCCCAGAUGACAUUUUCCUUGCAAAAGUGUGGGAAGUUUAUUUUGGUUGUGAAGUGUCUAAUGCUACCUGUAAAUCAUUUAAAAACUGCUCAUCUAAAGGUUCCUUGGAAUGGCUACCUUGGUACCAAUUUGACAUGGCCAUGAGUGAUGGCAGUUACCAUAUAUACAAUGCUGUGUAUGCUGUGGCUCACACCCUCCACAAGAUGAUUGUGCAACUAGUAGAUAUGCAAGGAAUGAAACAAAGAGGAAAAAUGAAGAUUCCUCCCUGGAAGCUGAACCCACUGCUGAAGAAUGUUCAAUUCAUAAAUUCCGGCGGAUACCCAGUAUCUCUGAAUCCUUCAGAAAAAAGGCAUGAAGAUUAUGACAUUCUGAACUUUCAGAAUUUCCCACAAGGUUUUGGAUAUAAAGUCAAAGUAGGAACAUUUUCACCACAUUUGCCACAUGGUCACCAAUUGUCAUUGUCAGAGGACAGGAUAGAGUGGAGCAUAGGAGACAAACAGACUCCCAUCUCUGUAUGCAGUGAAAGUUGUGGUCCUGGAUUCAGAAAAUCUCUUCAAGAAGGCAAGGCUGCCUGCUGUUUUGAUUGUAGCUUCUGCCCAGAAAAUGAAAUUUCUAAUGGAACAGGCAAGUAUAAUGAUCAGUGUGUCAAGUGUCCAGAUGAUCAGUAUGCCAACACAGAGAGAACGUACUGCAUCCAAAAAGCUGUGACAUUUCUGGCUUAUGAAAAUCCUUUGGGGAUGACACUGGCCAGCACAGCCCUGUGCUGUUCUACACUCACCAUACUUGUCCUUGGGAUAUUUGUAAAGCAUCAAAAGACUCCUGUUGUGAAGGCCAAUAAUAGGACUCUUAGCUAUAUCUUGCUCAUCUCUCUCAACUUCUGUUUUAUUUGUUCCCUGCUCUUCAUUGGUCAUCCCAACACAGCCACCUGUAUCCUGCAACAGACUACAUUUGGAAUUGUUUUCACAGUGGCUGUAUCUACUGUCUUGGCUAAAACCAUUACAGUGGUCCUGGCCUUCAAGAUCACAACUCCAGCAAGAAGGAUGAAGGGGUGGCUUAUAUCAGGAGCACCCAAAUUCAUCAUUCCUAUCUGUACACUCAUACAAAUUACAUUCUGUGGAAUCUGGCUGGGAACAUCGCCUCCAUUUGUGGACAUAGAUGUAUACUCUGAGCAUGGUCAGAUCACCAUUGUGUGCAAUAAGGGCUCAGUCAUAGCUUUCUACUGUGUCCUAGGAUACCUGGGGACCCUGUCCAUAGGAAGCUUCACAGUAGCUUUUUUGGCCAGGAAUCUACCUGACACUUUCAAUGAAACCAAAUUCCUGACAUUCAGCAUGCUGGUAUUCUGCAGUGUCUGGAUAACCUUUCUCCCUGUCUACCACAGUACUAAAGGGAAGGUCAUGGUAGCUGUGGAGGUUUUCUCCAUCUUGUCCUCCAGUAUGGGGCUCCUAGGAUGUAUAUUUAUCCCCAAGUGCUAUAUUAUUCUCAUGAGACCUGAUAAGAACUCAUUCAAAACCAUUAGAGAUAGAGUUCAGUGA
Molecule: messenger RNA, 2460 nt
Organism: Acomys russatus (golden spiny mouse)
Lineage: Eukaryota; Metazoa; Chordata; Mammalia; Rodentia; Muridae
Product: vomeronasal type-2 receptor 116-like
Exons: 6
Coding region: 130-2460 (776 amino acids)
Biological process (GO): G protein-coupled receptor signaling pathway
Cellular component (GO): membrane
Molecular function (GO): G protein-coupled receptor activity
Source: RefSeq, a predicted model, not a curated record